Messenger RNA from Apiotrichum porosum, 555 nucleotides. RefSeq lists its product as uncharacterized. Bases 1 to 555 code for a protein of 184 amino acids. The transcript is spliced from 6 exons. Lineage: Eukaryota; Fungi; Basidiomycota; Tremellomycetes; Trichosporonales; Trichosporonaceae. The record is from RefSeq and is a predicted model, not a curated record.
AUGUCCCACCCCACUUUCCCUCACGGUGCCCUCCAGAUACUCCACCACCCCACUCCUGCCACUCCAGCCGUGGCUGCCACCAGUCCCGGACCUACCAGGCUGCUUCAACUGCAACCCACUGUCAACCACGAAAAGGAGGAGGUCUCUGCGGCGGAAGGUUUCAAGCCGGCCACCCAACUGCGGUGGUCGCUGCACGCGGCCGGCGACAUCAUGGGUGUCCGCGACCUCACACCCCAAACUCCCCUACGGUCAGGUGCAGUCCGCCUCGAUCUUGCCGGCACGGCAUACGGCUCUAUGGAGCUUGAAAUGGAUCACUGGAUCACUGUGCCCUUGUCCCUUUUGGGUUUCUGCCAUGACGACGACAUGGGUAUGACCGGCCCCGCCAUUGUGCCGCUGCACCCCGAAGCCAUAAGGCAGCAGCGCCGUGCGGGUUAUCUGCACCACCGACCGUAUCCUUACCUUGGCACAUGCGACAUGGCACCCCGCCAAGCGCUCCUGGGGGAGGACGUGGACUAUGUAGAGAUGUUGUCGUCCCGCCACAAGAUUCAAGGUUGA